AGACCUGCUCUGCUGCGUGCCGCUGUGGGAGCGCAGGUCCUGCCCUGUGCCCCCGGCCUAGCAGACGACAACGGGGAGCCAUCGGACAGGCCGGUGCCCCCCGUGCCGCCCACCGCCCACGGGCACACCGUGAGGGUUGCCUUUCAUAUCCAGGCAUACAAAGGGCGCGAUGACCACACUGUGCAUGAGAAUAUCAGAUAUAUCAUGGACAAAUACAGAUCACAUGCAGCUUUUUGUAAGUGCAAGACCAGCACCGGCAAGAGUUUCCUGCUGUUUCGUAUCUAUUCCUAGACACCAGCUGAAUCCUGGGCCAACCUUCUCAUGCCAUCAGGCUCCCACUCUCUCCGCAACACUGCCUAUUACGCUGUGUUCACAGCACUGCUGAUGGAGGAGGGACACAAGCAUGAGAUCCUCUCUACAGGCUACGAUGGCAUGUACACAUACCUUGCAUUCAAGGGUUUCUCUUUCAGCUCAUCCCACCAGAACUUGAAAUCAAUCAAAACUGUCUGUGACUCCAACAACCUGAUGUUCAUCCCCAGCAUUGGCCCAGUCAUCGACACCAGCAUUCGCCCCUGGAACAACCACAACACUCAGAACAGAGUCAACGGGAAGUACUAUGAAACAGCUCUGCAGGCUGCUGUCACGGUCAGGCCAGAGAUCAUCUCCAUCGCAUCCUUCAAUGAAUGGCCCAAAGGCACCCAGAUUGAGAAAGCUGCACCCAAGAAGAUGCUGGCACACCGUUAUCUGGACUACCUUCCUCAUCAGCCGAGCAUGUACCUGGAGCUGACUCGAAGGUGGGCAGAACAUUUCAGGAAAGAGGAAGAGCAGUGGUUGAUGUGA
Messenger RNA from Cariama cristata (Red-legged seriema), 840 nucleotides. Its product is annotated as glycoprotein endo-alpha-1,2-mannosidase-like protein. NCBI's taxonomy places the organism in Eukaryota, Metazoa, Chordata, Aves, Cariamiformes, Cariamidae. The record is from RefSeq and is a predicted model, not a curated record. Gene Ontology annotation, molecular function: alpha-mannosidase activity. Gene Ontology annotation, cellular component: Golgi apparatus.